Messenger RNA from Naumovozyma dairenensis CBS 421, 1581 nucleotides. It is a transcript of the gene SLM5, whose product is annotated as asparagine--tRNA ligase SLM5. Gene Ontology annotation, molecular function: ATP binding; asparagine-tRNA ligase activity. The record is from RefSeq and is a predicted model, not a curated record. Bases 1 to 1581 code for a protein of 526 amino acids. Gene Ontology annotation, biological process: asparaginyl-tRNA aminoacylation. The transcript has a single exon. Gene Ontology annotation, cellular component: mitochondrion. Lineage: Eukaryota; Fungi; Ascomycota; Saccharomycetes; Saccharomycetales; Saccharomycetaceae.
AUGCUGAAAUCAACCUAUAAAUGUCUUAACAUAAGUAGUACACUGGAUAUUUCAAAAACUAUUGCAAAAUUGCCUACGUUCGAUAACAUUGUAAAGCAAAUACGUAAUAAUAACAAUACUAAUAAUAAUGAAUUAUCCUCGCCCCCUUCCAGUAUACCAAAGAUUCAAGGUUGGAUCCAAUCUAUGAGAGUCAUGAAAAAUGUUACUUUCAUUGAUUUAACAGAUGGUUCUACUUCGACUGCUUUAAAAGUUGUUAUACCAACAGAAACAACAAAGGGCAAUCACAAUACCCCUCAAAAACAAGAUCCUGUUACUGUGAAAGCCUUAAAAAUAGGUCAAAGUAUAUCUAUAACAAAUGUGCUUGUUAACAAAACACCCAAUAGAAUUCAGGAUUUCGAAUUAAAAUUCACUUCAAAUUCAAACUUGAAUAUCAUUGGUGAUAUACUACCUGAUUACCCAUUACAAAAGAAAACACAAUCUGUAAAAUAUUUAAGAUCAAUUAAUCCAAUAUUUAAAUUCAAAACUGAUUAUUUCACUAAACAAUUGAAAUUUAGAUCUUUUAUCGAAUAUAAUAUUCAUUCUUACCUUUGGAAAAGCAAUUUCAUCAAGGUGACUCCCCCCAUAAUAACAAGAAAUGAUUGUGAAGGUUCAAAUAAUGAAUUGUUUAAAAUAGUCUCAAACACAACAGCUACUAAAAAGAAUGCGAAUAAUGAUAUUACCAAGGACGUUCAACCCGAGGAUCCAUACUUGACUGUAUCUGCUCAAUUACAUUUAGAAACUUUAUUAAAUUCAACGAAUCGUACAUGGUCAUUAAUUCCAUGCUUUAGAGCAGAAAAAAGUAACACAACCCGUCAUUUAUUAGAGUUCUGGAUGUUAGAAAUGGAAUUCGCUUUCAUUAAUGAUCUACAACCAUUGCUAAACUUUAUUAAAGAUUUCAUCAUUCAUCUAACUGAAAUGGCAAUGAUUGAAAAUGAAACUUUAUUACCAUCCUAUUAUCCUCCUGAAGUAGAUAAUAAAGAUACUAUCUUGAAAAGAUGGGAAUCAUUGAAAAACCGUACCAAUUGGACCACAAUAACGUACGAUAAAGCAAUAAAUUUAUUACUCUCUGAAUCAAGAGAAACGACGAACUUCAAAUUCGAACCGAAAUGGGGGAAUGCAUUACAAUCAGAACAUGAAAAAUUUUUAACUGAAAAAAUAUUUAAUGGUCCUGUGUUCGUUACUAAUUAUCCAAGAGAUUGUAAAUCAUUUUACAUGAAACAAUCCUCUUCAUGUUCAUCUGAAUCGAGAAAUACACACCUAACUGUGGCUUGUUUUGAUUUAUUGGUGCCAGGUAUGGGUGAAAUUAUUGGUGGUUCAUUAAGAGAAGACGAUCCAAUUAGAUUACAAAAUGAAAUGAAAAGAAGAGGCAUGAAUUUGAAUCAUGAAUUAGAUUGGUAUCUAGAUUUACGAAAAUAUGGUUCUGUGCCACAUGGUGGAUUUGGAUUAGGAUUAGAAAGAUUACUUUCUUAUUUAUUCGGUAAUCAUAAUAUUAGAGAUUCUAUUCCUUUCCCAAGAAGUGCUAAAUCUCAAAUUCAAUUAUAA